AGCGUUCAGUGUUAAGUGCAGUGCGCACGAGUCGCGCGCUUACGUUGCUCCCGCGAGUUAUAUGGCAGCGGCCAGGCCGUACGGCCUACGGUGCGCCACUAGCCGUAGCAGAUGUACCAACCAGGGCUGGACAUUAAAAUCAACAUGCGACUGCAUAAAAACGCAGCUAUGCACGAUAUCAGUGUCGCUAACCCUAUUCAACUCGGCCCGACUGCCCCGAGAAGCGUUCAGGUACGGAGCAGUUCCGUACCUGGUGAUCUACUCGUUCUGGCUGCUCGUGGUUGGUCUGCCAGCGGUGUUACUACAGCUGGCCAUGGGACAACUGAGCCAGCAAGAUCCUGUGGGUGUUUGGAGGGCUGUUCCGAUAUUGAGAGGUGUCGGCCAUUUAAAAGUGAUGACGUCAUUCCUGUGCUGCGUGUAUACGGUGAUGUAUGUGGCCCUAUCGCUGGCCUACUUGAUAUGGAUCGGGAAGGGCUCGUUCCCUUUGAAGGACUGCACUCGCCUCCAUAUUACUCCGCGCGGCUAUGAAAACAAGAUGAACGCGUCGGAAUGUUUUCAUUCAACGUUCCUGGCCCCAUUCACCGAGUACCCGCAGUAUUUGGGCAUAAUGGCGAUCCUAAUAUUUGUUUUAUGGUUUUUCGUGCCCAUCUUAUUGUACCGCCUACGAAAGUCGCUAAAAUCGUCGCUGAACAUCAUUGGGCCAAUUAUAAUCAUUAUCGCAGUAGUGCUGUGUACAUUUCUGGCCAGCACUGAAUCCUUGGACUCUAUGUUCGCGUCCUGCGAGCGAUGGACGCCGAUAUACCAGGCGUACAUUUGGCACAGCGCGAUGGUGCAGGCGCUACUGUCCACGCAACUGAUGAGCGGGUUCCAUAUAAGCGGUGGAGGAACCAUUUACAGGCAUUCUGAUGUGCGAUGGACAUCCAUGUCAAUAAUAACAACAAAUCUCAUCGCGAGCUGGGUCUGGGUGUUGAUAUGGGAGUCGAUCGGCGGCACCGGUCGCAAGGACACCAGCUUCGCAGCCAUCCUGGUGUUGAUCUACCAGUCAAGUGUGUCGGAGAAAAGGAGCAAGGAGUGGCCCCUUUUUGGUUACGGAAUUGUUUUUCUUUCUGGCAUUAUCACAGUGCUAACCCUACUCUUCCCUGUAUACGACAAGCUCCAUCGCAUCGCCGGCGACCACUGGCGGCUCUUCGCUGCAACACUGUCAGCCAUUGGCACAGCCUUCACGGUAGCUGUUCUGACGAGGGGUGUGGAAGUGGCUAGCGUGUUGGACGAGCUGGCCAUGCCGGUGCUUGCCGUGUUCACUACCGCCAGUGAGGUGGUUGGAUUCGUGUUCAUUUAUGGUUGGUUCUACCUAUCAGUGGACAUAGAAUUCUUGACAGGCAAUAAGUUGCCGUGGUUCUGGGCGUUCUCCUGGUGGACCAUACCUGUUCUUCUCAUUGGAGUCACUGGAUGGUGGCUGCGGACCCUUAUAAGGGCCACUUGGGGCCAGGAACAGAUGCUGUGGCCCUUGGUCGGGGUGUUCAUCGGAAUAUUGGUCAUGAUGAUCGUCAUGGCGGCAGUGGCUGUAGCGAAAGAGGAGCAGUUUAAUUUGGCAUCGAAAAUCACAUCAGCAUUCAGUUCAUCUCGACUAUGGGGCCCCGAAGAACCAAUGGCGAGAUACGUCUGGAUGUCCCAACGUUACGCCAAUGAGAUCCAGAGCUCCAACGACGCCCAUUCCGAACCGAUCAACUACUCGCAAAUCGUAUUCAAAACAAACAACGAAAAAAACGAUAACUGGAUCAAACCCACAGAAAAUUACCAAAUCCCAUACAGCGUUUACUCCAAAAAUGGAUUCAUAGAUAGCAGUAGCACAGAAGUGUUUAAAGACGUCACAGCAAUAUACGCACCACAUUCAAUACCUAGAAGUAAAAAGAAGAGGAAAUCCGAAGAGAAGUUCAGAUCACCAAAUAUCUGCAUCGCCAAAAACGAACUAGGCGGACCAACUAAUUGUAAUUGUAAUAGACAUUUCACUUUGAACGUGCCAGACCUGAGGAAGAAUGAAGUGACAACAAUUCUCUGAUUCUAGAUAGAAAUUUUGAAUUGAAUGCUUCCAGUUACAACUAUUCAGUUCAUUUUAUACCAAAUGAUGGUAGCGCUCUUGAACAUGAAGACAUGGUUGUGAAUCAAAGUGAAUAAUUUGCUUGUAGUAAACAGUUGCCAAAACUAUUUAUAAGGAUGCGCCUACAUUCUGAUACCAGUAAGUAGAAUCUCAAAUAGGUAGUAAAUACAAUAUCGCUUUAGAAACUAGGGUUUUGAAAGAGAAGUUGCGAGGUUUGGUAACGAUAGAAUGUGAUAAGCAAAGCCAUGAAGAGUUUACGCGUACAACGAAGGUGUUGCCUAGUCGUCUAAUUUAUUGUUAUGAUAAUCAUAUGAAUCAAUAAAGUGUUCAUACUUUAUACCA
Molecule: messenger RNA, 2440 nt
Organism: Ostrinia furnacalis (Asian corn borer)
Lineage: Eukaryota; Metazoa; Arthropoda; Insecta; Lepidoptera; Crambidae
Product: sodium-dependent nutrient amino acid transporter 1
Exons: 10
Coding region: 62-2059 (665 amino acids)
Biological process (GO): amino acid transport; sodium ion transmembrane transport; nitrogen compound transport
Cellular component (GO): plasma membrane
Molecular function (GO): glycine:sodium symporter activity
Source: RefSeq, a predicted model, not a curated record